Messenger RNA from Acanthaster planci (crown-of-thorns starfish), 4923 nucleotides. RefSeq lists its product as uncharacterized. Gene Ontology annotation, molecular function: protein-L-isoaspartate (D-aspartate) O-methyltransferase activity. The record is from RefSeq and is a predicted model, not a curated record. Gene Ontology annotation, biological process: protein modification process. NCBI's taxonomy places the organism in Eukaryota, Metazoa, Echinodermata, Asteroidea, Valvatida, Acanthasteridae. Gene Ontology annotation, cellular component: cytoplasm.
ACGGCUACGACAAGGAUUAACACUUGUGCGAAUGGAAGCUACUGGCUGGCGGCAAUAUACACUUCCAAUAGAAGUGCGUGCAACUGACAGCCUCAGCCAUGACAUCAAGACGUAUGUCUUUUGUGCAGAUUUGUUUUGAAUGACGUCAUAGGUCCCUGUAUAUUAUGUCGCAGUAGUCAGGAUUUCGCGGGAGUCGCACUCGGAAUCUGUCGAUUUUUUCCCCAGGAUCGGAAGCUGGUUUAGACAGAAGUUUCGGCAGAGUCUUAGCACACCAUGGGAGGAGCAGUGAGUGCCGGUGAGGACAACGACCACCUGGUCGAUAACCUGAAGGAAGCUGAUUACAUCAAGACGGAGCGAGUGGAGCAGGUCUUCCGCGCCGUGGAUCGUGCCGAUUACUAUCUGGAAGGAUACAAAGAAAGUGCUUACAAGGGGGAGAGGGGAGGGUAUUCUCCGGGUCCUUCUGCGCAAGGUACACAGAUGGGAGUUGACUGGCCUCGCCUUGCUCAUCGGGACCCCGUUUCGCCGGUGCAGAGCUUCCUGUGGGCAAGUUGGGCACCUCCUCUUGAUUCCACCCUCGACUUGGCCUGGAAGCAUGGCAACAUACACCUGUCAGCUCCCUGCAUCUACUCUGAGGUCAUGGAGGCUCUGCAGCUUGAGCCCGGCUUGUCCUUCCUGAAUAUAGGCAGCGGAACGGGCUACCUGAGCACCAUGGUGGGACUGGUGUUAGGGGCUCAUGGAAUAAACCACGGUCUUGAGCUCCACGGCGAUGUCAUCGAGUAUGCCAAAGAGCGACUGGACAGCUUCAUCCGGGAGUCUUCCUCUUUUGACCAGUACGAGUUCUGUGAACCCAAGUUCGUCCAAGGUAAUGGUCUUCUGUUGUGUUCUGGGUGUCGCACCUACGACCGGGUCUACUGCGGGGCCGCUUGUCCAGCUGAACAUGAGAACUACAUGAAGAUAUUACUGAAAGUGGGCGGCAUACUAGUCAUGCCACUGGAAGAUCAGUUGAAGAAAAUCACACGCAUCAGCCAGACAGAAUGGGAAACUAAGAACGUACUACCCGUGUCCUUUGCUCCUCUUAUCCUACCAUCCAAGACAGAGGGAGAAAGCUUCUCUUCUGUUGAUCUUCCUGAAGUUCAUGCCAAAUCCCUGCAAGACCUUUGCCGCAUUAAGAUCCGAGGCAUCAUCAGGGACAUCGUCAACACGGAGCACCCCACCCCUAAGAACAGCAAGCGGCAGCCACGACGGCCCCCACACCGUCCCCUGGGCGGCGUCAACAGCUGCAUCAUGAUCCGCAACGUCAGCAACAUGCUGGAGCUGGCCGGCGAGCUGAUGGGCAGUGACAGCUAUGAUGACAGCGACGAAAUCUUGGAAGAAGAAGAAGAUGAAGAGGACAGGCACGACAGCAAUGAGAGGAUGGAGGAAGGUGGGGAAGACUGGAAGAAGCAGGACUUUGAGACGGAUGGCCAGGAGCCUGGAGAAAAGGACGCGGCCGAUGACCGCAAGGACGACAGGAAUAGGAAUGGGAGAAGGGGUCACCGCAAUGGCCGACCCAGACGACAGGUCCCACCGAGACACAGCGCUUACGUCAUGGAGUUUUCCCAGCGUCCCGAUAGGCGCAAUGAUGAGAACUCAGAGGCGGCAGGGACAGGGCGGGGCCUGUCCGAAGAGCGCAGUGCCCGGGGUGCCAUGGAGAUGUGCCUGAGUGAGGCAUUUGAGUUUGCCCGGAACCUGAAGCGGGCCUAUGACAACGGGGCCCCGCAGGAUCGGAAGAGGAUGAAUGACAGACAGGGUGAGGGCGACUCCUCUAAGGAAGCUCCCCCGGGCACUGGGGCAGACGAGGCACCACUGCCGCCACAGGAGACAGCCAGCCCAGAUGGCAAAGACUCAAAAUCAUCAUCGUUAUCCUCUUCAUCCGGAGAUGAUGUACAGAGAGUAGAUGGGGUCAGUCGAGAUGCAUCAGAUGAGCAAACAUGCUGGAGCAACCCCGGAAAUCAGCCUGACCACGAAGCACAACCUCCACCCCCAAAAGUGGAAGAAGACUAUGGUAGCAGCUCCAAACUCUCCAAGCCGCCAGGCCCCCUUUCGGCUGAUGUCAAGGUUCCGCAGAUGAUGCGGCACUCGUACCCAUUCCGGAGCCGCGAACAUGCCCAUGGGGAAGACAGUGGCAACUCCAGUGACAGCUCCCACUCGUCCUCCAGCGGCAUCUCUGACGAGACCAUUUUUGACCACCUCAAGCGCAAGAAGCGACAGGCCAAGCGGAAGAGGGCGGCCGCCACAGCUGCCCCAAAGCCCAUGGGACCCAACUACCUGCGGGAGAAAAUCUUCAAGCUCCCCCUCCCCCAGUCUCUGAUCUCCUAUCUGCUUUAUCACCGUGAAAUGUAGACUAGGGUUCAAGCAAACAGACUCGUCUUAAUCCUUGUGAGAGCUGAAGAACGGCUCCCUCUUUCUGAUGUCAGUUGCACCACACCUACUUGACAUUGCAGAAUGAUAUGAUCAGGUCUGAUUUGCUGAUUGGUUGAUAGAUGAACAUGUGACUGAAAAGAGCCAACCGGAUUGGUCAGACUCUGAUACUACAAGGCAUUUGAAAACUAGCAGGAUUGAUACAUCGCCACUCAGCCCGCUCUUUUCAUUAGAUGCAUAUUGCACAAGUACCUUUUUGGGGCUGAAGGUUGAUCAUGAAAGUUUCUCCAAAUGUACAAAGUAUGGUCUGUGGCCAACAAAUCUGCAAAUCUGCAUGUAGCAGCGAGAAACGCAACACUCCGCUGAUCUUUUGGAGGGUAUGUUUAAAAAAAUGAUAAUAAACAAGAAAUUAAUGGAAUUUUUGCUUGGUUUGUUUUGAGGAUUGAAAGAACGUUACUGUAAAUGUAUAAAGAGCAUAAUCAUUACAAUAUUGUAAAUAUAAUUCAAAGAUGAUUUAUAUCGGUACAAUAUGUAUCAUGUGCUUGUGGCAAGUAUUGAAUUGACCUUCUUGAGAUAUUACAAAGAUGUUAGAUUUCCUUUAAUUUAUUUUGCCAUUGUGUCUCUCAAUUGGUUGUUGUACAACAUUAUUUAAUGUCCAGGACAUAGACUACGUAUUCCACAGUUUACAGUGUGAAUGCAUAACCAAUUUGUCGAGCUCAAUACAUUUUACCUCCAGUGUUUGAAAUUGGCCAAAGGUUUUAUGUUCACUUCAAAUGUGUCAAAGGCCGGCAUGGAGAGUCGAUCCUACACUGUACAUAGAUAAAGCUCCAAAUAAGCAUAUUUGAUCGCUGUUGGCCUACUUGAGAGGCGUGAAGGGAGAGGUUGAUCUGCAUGGUUGCCUGGCAACCAUGUUAGAUCCCCAUCUCGUUUCCUUACAUGGACAGGAAAAUCAGACGGUGUCUGAAUCAUGUGGUUGUACAUGUAGCUGCAGAUAAGACGUGCAUCAAUGGCAAAUGCAGGAAGCCAUCUAGGGGCAAAUUGAGCAUGAAUUAUAUUUCAGAUUUACCUUAGUUAGCAGCUUUCACUGGUGUGUCAUUUUCAGCAUGGGCCAGGCAAUUCAGGCACAGCUCCUGCACUGCUUGGCAAAAUCAGGCACAAGCAGUAUGAAAAGCUUGACAUCUUGACAAAAACAAAAAUAAAUUUAUUUGGCUAAUUGUAGUGGAAGGGAAUGUAUGUAAACCUCCCAACAAACUGCAGAACAGACACCAAAUGCCAUUGUGUUCUGUGCCUCAAUUUAUGCCAACCUCUUGGGCUGUAAUUGGCUUGUGAAUUGCACAGCAUGGUUUGUUUCUAGCAAAGUUUUGGUCAAGCGUAUUAAAUUUAAGCUUAAUUGAUCACCAGUAAGUUACCCAUAUUGAAUUCAACACCUCUUAAGCAUUAAUGUUAAAAGCUUUACCAAUGCUGUACAUGUAUGUCUUUAGUGAAAGCACACUUUGCAGUUCCAGUUGUAAGCACCGAUUCUCAGAAGCAAGGGUUUUAGGUCUGAGGUACAUAUCUCAGUGCAAGAUCUUUGUUUCCAAAUUCAAUUUAAGCAAUACCUAUUAAAAAACCGCAAGACACAUCUGAUUGGCUGCCCUACAGAUUACCAGCCAAUGGCAGUACGCAAUGUAUUUUGCAGCACUUCAGCUGGUAACAACAUACUAGUUAGCAAGCAAAUAAAUACUUGUGGUUUAGCUAUUUAUCAUAGCAUUUGAUAAAAUCAGUUCAAAAGGUGUUCUUAGUGUAAAGAAAGAAUUACGCAAUUUUUAAGGUCUUCAUGUGAGGUUCUGUUGCCACAAGAAACAAACUGGAAAGUUCAAUCCAAACAUUGUAAAUACUCAUAAUGUUAUUUGAAAAAAGUUAAAUUAUAAAACCUUUUUUAGAGAUAACAAGUAAACAAUUAUCGAAUGAAACUAUUUUGCUAUUUAAAAAUAACUGUAAAUAUAAAAACUAUUCUGCCCUUGUGCGCAUUUUUCUGUAUUAAGAUCUUCCUGUGAAGUGUCAAAAUCCAAGGAACUUGCAGGAAUGUGAAUAGAAUUGGUUAAAUUUUUUUGAUGUGGCAUCGGUUAAAGUCUAUUGUGAAGAAUUUUUUGGAAUUUCAUUUAGUCGGUGUGUGUUUAAGACCCGCAGUGUCAUUUGCUGCAAUCUGAAAGGUUUUAUGAUCCAGAUUGAGAAAAAUGUGACUGUAAAUUAUAUAGAAAAAACAGUGUGAAAGAAUGCCCACAGCUUCACCGUCAUUAAGAAGUAACUUCAAUGUAAUUGUGUCAAGUGAGACAUCUUUUUAAUUUUUGACAUUUUCAGGACAAGCAAGCUCACCCUAUGUAAAUCUGGAAUGAAGUGGAAGGGUCUGGGACCCCGUGGUCAUUAACUUAAAAAAAAUGGUGAAGCCAAUUGUCGCUAUGCUGACAUGACUGGAAUCCUCAGCCAAGGGGAGAACUCUGCCGAGUCUGCCACUAAUAAAAAAAAAAAAUUACUGCUAAGGAA